Molecule: messenger RNA, 393 nt
Organism: Sphaeroforma arctica JP610
Lineage: Eukaryota; Ichthyosporea; Ichthyophonida
Exons: 1
Coding region: 1-393 (130 amino acids)
Source: RefSeq, a predicted model, not a curated record
AUGUUUAACGUUCUAUACUUACGUGGUACUCCCGUUGUGCAGCAACGGAGAGAUUCAUUGGUGAAACAGGGCAUGACCACAGGCGACGGCAAGCUGCGGCGUUCAAGCUCAGAGUCGGCGGUAGGAUUAAAGCGACUAGAAAUAGAACAAGAGAACAAGGAAGCACAGUACAUGCAGUUCACAGGCACAGAGGAUUCUAGGGAGGCUGACGAUACAGACCACGUGGCCGAUGGCACAGACCCACGGUACAACUGGGCGGACCCAAACACCAACACAUACGAAUGGGACGACAUCGCUGAGCACGAUGGUUACCAUGACGACCACCUCCCGCGGUUCCAUGCUAACUUGGCCGCAGCUUCAGGAACAGCCCGACGGGCGACGGCACUGUUGUAG